This is a messenger RNA of Camellia sinensis, 2380 nucleotides long. RefSeq names its product galacturonosyltransferase 12 (gene GAUT12). Gene Ontology annotation, molecular function: polygalacturonate 4-alpha-galacturonosyltransferase activity. The record is from RefSeq and is a predicted model, not a curated record. Lineage: Eukaryota; Viridiplantae; Streptophyta; Magnoliopsida; Ericales; Theaceae.
AACGCCCUCUCAUCUAUAUUUUUCUCUUUCUUUCCCUCUCCCAACUCCAAACUCCAACUUCCCUUCUUCAAGACCAAGCCAUACUCUCUGAAUACCCCUCAGAAAAUGAAACAAAUAAAUUCACACAAACCCACCCCUUUCUCAGUCCCAAGUCCUUUCCCUCAAACAACCCCUUUCUUUGCUAUCUACCAUUUUAAUAUAAAUCUCCUAUACAAACACCCUCACACACAUAACCUAAAUGCCAAGCAAAAGGUUAGGUAACUGAUGGCAACCCUAAACACCUUCUUCCCAAACCCCUCCCCUUUUACUGCUGCUCUCUCCCUACAUUCCUCUAUGCAAUUCAGCUCUCACUUCUUCUUUGGGUUAUUGCCAACUUAACUCUCCUAUUGAGCCAGCUAUCAACAACGAAGAAUCCGACACUAGUUUGCUUCGUUUUCUUGUUCUUUUGUUUGUUUGUUUUUGUUUUGUUUGGAAUAAUGCAGCUUCACAUAUCGCCAAGUUUGCGGCACGUCACGGUUUUGCCAACGAAAGGGGUGAGAGAUUUUAUCAAAGUGAAGGUCGGGUCGAGAAAGUUUUCAUAUCGCAUGGUUUUCUAUUCGCUUCUGUUCUUUACAUUUCUUCUCCGGUUUGUGUUCGUGUUAACGGCUGUGGAAAACAUUGAUGGACAAACCAAGUGUUCUACUAUAGGCUGCUUGGGGAAAAGGCUAGGACCAAGGAUCUUGGGAAGAAGGCUUGAGUCAACUGUCCCACAAGUAAUCUACCAAGUUUUAGAAGCACCUGUGAGCGAAGAAGAACAAAUACGAGGACCUGAUGAAUUAAUUCCACAAACAUUGGAAGAUUUUGUUGCGGAAAUGAAGGAUACUAGACCUGACGCCAGGACAUUCGCUAUUCGACUCAAAGCCAUGGUCACCCUCCUUGAACAGAGGACUAGAACAGCCAAAAUCCAAGAGUUCCUUUACCGCCACGUAGCAUCCAGCAGCAUACCGAAACAGCUCCACUGUCUCGCUCUAAGGCUAGCCAAUGAGCACUCAACCAAUGCCAAUGCCCGUCUCCAGCUCCCCUCACCGGAAUUUGUCCCUGCUCUCGUCGACAACUCCUAUUUCCACUUUGUGCUCGCCUCCGAUAACGUCCUCGCAGCCUCAGUUGUUGCUUCAUCUCUUGUUCACAACUCAUUGCACCCCAAGAGGGUUGUCCUUCACAUAAUCACCGACAGAAAGACCCUUUCGCCAAUGCAGGCUUGGUUCUCGUUACACCCUUUGAUGCCCGCCAUCAUUGAGGUUAAAGGGCUGCAUCAUUUCGAUUGGUUUACAAAAGGGAAGGUCCCGGUGUUGGAAGCCAUGGAAAAAGACCAGAAAAUUCGGUCACAGUUCAGAGGCGGGUCUUCGGCUAUUGUGGCAAAUAAUACUGAGAAACCUGUUGUCAUUGCUGCCAAGUUGCAAGCACUUAGUCCUAAGUACAAUUCGCUAAUGAAUCACAUUCGAAUUCAUCUACCAGAGUUGUUUCCUAGUCUGAAUAAGAUAGUGUUCCUGGAUGAUGAUGUUGUGGUUCAAACUGAUCUUUCACCUCUAUGGGACAUUGAAAUGAAUGGAAAUGUAAAUGGAGCAGUAGAAACAUGCAGGGGAGAGGAUAAGUUUGUGAUGUCAAAGCGGUUGAAGAGUUAUUUGAACUUUUCUCAUCCCUUGAUAUCAAAGAAUUUUGACCCCAACGAAUGUGCAUGGGCAUAUGGCAUGAACAUUUUUGAUCUAGAGGCCUGGAGGAAGACGAAUAUAAGCGAAACAUACCAUUACUGGCUUCAACAGAACUUGAAAUCAGACCUAAGUUUGUGGCAGCUAGGGACAUUACCUCCAGGUCUAAUAGCAUUCCACAGUCACGUCCAAAUAAUUGACCCCUUCUGGCACAUGCUGGGCCUAGGGUACCAGGACAAUACAAGCAUCGCAGAUGCUGAAAGUGCUGGUGUCAUCCAUUUCAAUGGCCGAGCAAAACCAUGGCUCGAUAUAGCAUUCCCACAACUUCGGCCACUAUGGAGCAAGUAUGUGAACUUCUCUGAUAAGUUCAUCAAAGGUUGUCACAUCAGGGCAUAUUAGCAUGGAUUUUGAGAGGAAUUUGUUCCCCGUAUUGAUGAUAAAUGCACUUGCAUAUGAACAACCACAAGCAAGAGAGAGGUUCUUCGCAAAUUCAAGAUGCGAGAUGAUAACAGCACUAGGGUUUAGGGUUUGGAGUUCUGAGUUCUUUAUAAUAUAUUUCUUUUAUUUUUUUUUUAUUAUAAAAGAUUAUAGUUUUUCAACCUUUCAGUUUUCAUGCGAGUUAUAGAUAAUAAUACUGUAAAUAAACUCAAUGUCUCAAAAUGCAUGAUGGGAGACCCCGUCAUUUUUGUUACCUC